This is a messenger RNA of Cynoglossus semilaevis (tongue sole), 2276 nucleotides long. RefSeq names its product ADP-ribosylation factor-like protein 4A. Bases 1498 to 2106 code for a protein of 202 amino acids. The record is from RefSeq and is a predicted model, not a curated record. The transcript has 2 exons. Lineage: Eukaryota; Metazoa; Chordata; Actinopteri; Pleuronectiformes; Cynoglossidae. Gene Ontology annotation, molecular function: GTPase activity; GTP binding.
AAAAACGUAUGUGUAAUGAAGUAUAAUGGUCUUUUAGUUUCUAUUUACUUACUCAACAAGAAUCCCUGACCUGUUUAGUUGAACACAACCCUGAUCUACUUGCAGUAAUUAAAGAAAGACUCGCGCAGAGAUUUUCAACAGCUGAGAUUCCCUUCUUUUUAAGAUUUUUAAAUAGCCAUCUGCUAGCACCUAGCAGAAGAGUAUUCAAUUGAUCUGUCAUUCUUGAAUAGACAAACUAAGAAGCAUUUAAAAAAAAAAAAAGGAUUCGGAUCAAUCGAGUGAAAUUAGAUCAUUUUCCACGGCGCACUAAUGUUACUCGGCACGGUCUUGCGACUGGUGUAAUGUACAUGUGCAUAGUCAACAAUUGUAGUUGAUCAAAGAAACGAAUUAAAUCUGCCCAAAAAUCUCAAAAUAUGUAAGUUGCUAACUACUGUCCAUACUCGUGCUCGUAGGUACGAAAGAAGUGCUGAUUUCAUUCAAUUUUCCUUCAAAGUAUAUUGUUCAGACUGAUUUAAUACUUGACUUCUUUUUUUUCCUUUUUAUUUUACUCUUUGUUGUUUCAUAUUCAUAUUGCAUAUUUUAUGUGCUUGAAAAACUUAAAAAUAAAUGUUAUGAAUAAAGAUUAAAAAAAAAUAAUUUUGUGUUUUUCUCUGCACCUUUUGCGUGGAAUGUGUGACAGGAAACGUUAUUGAUUUCAUUACUCACUUUAAAACCUAAACUUGAUGCGGACUCCAUUGCAUCUACCUACUGUUGUUGUAAUUUGAAUACUUUUUGUUCUAUCUGUGAACCUAUAAGGACUUCCUUAAAAAGAGUUUUUUUUUUUUUUUUCAUUUCAGUGUGAUUUCCUGCUUUAAUAACGUUAGCACUUUAGCUUUAGCAAGUGCACCAUAUUGGUCAAUGAACAGAGAGAGAGAGAGCGAGAGAAAACGAAGAAUUUCGUUCUUCCAUGUGGGUAUAAUGAUAUAAUGUACCCUUGGAAUUCGAUGGUUCUAAUAUUAAACAACAUUUCAUAUGCCUUUCUUUUUACAAAUGUAAUGUAAUGUAAUGUAAUAAGCAUGAAAAGAUUUAAAUAUGAUUACCACUUGCCCAUAAUUAGCAUAUUAGCCUAGUUGUAUGUUGUUUCCUAUCUUAAGAGUUCAAGAAUAAAGGAAAAGCCCAAAUUAUUACGGGGUGUAGUUUUAGGCCACAGAGCAUUGACGCUGAUGAAGAAACAAAUACAAAAAAAUACAAAAAAAUAUAAAUAAAUGGUAAAUUAUACUGAACGUAGGAAUUAGGAACAGGUUACACUGAUAAUAGUACACAAUGCUUUUAAUUUGAAACAAAUGACCGGAAGAGGGACUGUUGAUGGGCCGCUAUAAGGUCAGUCGAGGAUGCGGGAAUGAGCGUCGACAGUGGUGAAGUUACAUUCUGUUUUACCGCGUCGGAGGUCUUCGUCGACUUGAAAGAUCUGCCCCCCUGAGGAUCAUUUCUGCUUCCGCGCCUCCUGACCCCUGCAAGAUGGGCAAUGGAUUUUCCGAGCACCACUUCCCGUUGUCACGUCUCCCCUCGUUCCAGACGCAGCACGUCGUUAUUCUGGGUCUGGACUGUGCGGGAAAGACCACGGUGCUGUAUCGUCUGCGUUUCAACGAGUUUGUUAACACCGUCCCGACGAAGGGUUUCAACGCCGAAAGGAUCAAGGUCUCCCUCGGAGGACGCAGAGGCCGAGCGUGCUUCCACUUGUGGGACGUCGGUGGGCAAGAGAGGUUGCGUCCGCUGUGGCGCUCCUACACGCGCUGCGCGGAUGGCAUCGUGUUUGUGGUGGACUCUGCGGACGCCGAACGCGUCGAGGAGGCCAAGAGCGAGCUGCACAAAAUCACGCGUCUGGUCGAGAACAAGGGCGUGCCGGUUCUGGUGGUGGCUAACAAGCAGGACCUGAGGAACUCGCUUAGUCUGGCUGACAUGGAGUGCAUGUUGGCUCUUGGAGAACUAGGCGGUAGCACACCUUGGCACCUUCAGUCCGCCUGUGCCAUCAUUGGUGAGGGACUGCUGGAAGGACUACAGACACUGUAUGCUAUGAUCACGAAGAGGAAAGCGAUUCAGCGGCAGCAGAAAAGGAGGAAGCGAUGACGCCGUAGCUGCAAAGGCAAUGGAACGUACUUUUUUACUAGCCUAGUAUGAACAUUUCGUAGUAGAACACAUGGCACGCUAUUGAUUUCUACGGAGGGUUGACCAUAGGUGUUGUGGACAGAAAUGUUUUCAUGCCCCCCCUGUCCCCGACCCAUGCAAAUUGAAAUGCU